ACUCCCCACACUCCGCUCCAAGCGGGGCUUGGUGCCCUGCUCUUAAGCUAAGCUAGAGUUAGUUGAAAUUUAUACCUGAAUACAUCAAGUGAAGUGAAAAUACUCUCUGCGUGUCAAAGAAUUUACUGGGAGGAAAAAAGGAAAAAGAAAAAGUUCACCUAGCUGCCAUCAACCAGAAGGAAGUUCGACCCCCCUACACAAACAUUUGGUCCUUCGAGCCGGAUUCUAAGAUCCUCUCGAACCACUAGCAUCGGUGGAAUUUCAUCCAUAUUUCAAGCUAACUUCCUGAUAUUCGUCAACCUAGAUCCCGUUUCCAUGGCUCCGAGACCGCGUUCAGUACAGGCAUCGAAAGAGGAGCGCAGAUGUUCGCGAGGAACUGAGUCCUUCCGUUGCCGAGUCUGUCGCGGAAUCCAUCCUCUGAAGCGAUGCCGUCGCUUCCUGCGGCUGAACGUGGAGAAGAGGAUGAGGGCAGUGCUGGCGAAUAAGUACUGCGCCAAUUGCCUGGCCCACCAACAUUCCGGAGGAAGCUGCUUAAGCGGUGAUAAGUGCCGAAUCUGUGAGGAGGAUCACCACACGCUGCUUCACUUCCAUGAACAGCCACGUCGACGCACUCCAAGCUCCGUCGUACGCCGAGUCACCCCCGAGUCCUCCAGACGAAGGGUCGCGCCAACGCCAGCCUCCGAUCCGAAACUGACCUUGACCACACUGCUGCAGCACCGCAAUCCGCAUCUGAUGCCCACGGCGAUGGUGCGUAUUGAGACGGAGGGAAAAACCUUCGACGUGAAGGCCCUGGUGGACCCUUGUUCUGCGGUAUCGUCGAUGGCGACGUCAUUGGCCACGGCCUUCAAGUUGACAGCCGUCAAUAUAGGGGCAGAGAAAGCGGUGGCAGCAGUGAUCCGGUCCCCAAUCAGUGAAGGAUGGCGAUUGGAGGCGAUCCUAAAGGUGGUCGAUGGCUUGUGCUGCCGCACUCCAAGCGCUCCGGUGGACCCACAGAUCGCCAAAAAGUUUGAGGGCAUCGUCCUGGCGGAUGAGACGUUCUACCGACCGUCGUCAGUGUCUCUGGUCCUGGGCGCGGAUGUGAUCACGGAGGUCAUGCUAGAAGGGAGUCUACCUGGGGUUGGCGGGCGGCCGAUUGCGAUGCGCACAGUUUUUGGCUGGACCCUGUCCGGAGCGUGCCAUUAAACUGCCUGGGUCUUGCACUCCUGCAAGGGGGGGAGCAUGUUUAUGCCCAACCGGGCAACACAAGGGUUAAAGG
Drosophila willistoni is the source of this 1255-nucleotide messenger RNA. RefSeq lists its product as uncharacterized. The record is from RefSeq and is a predicted model, not a curated record. NCBI's taxonomy places the organism in Eukaryota, Metazoa, Arthropoda, Insecta, Diptera, Drosophilidae. The coding region runs from base 316 to 1182 and encodes 288 amino acids. The transcript is spliced from 2 exons.